AUGGCGGCAGCUCGAGACGACGACAUCGACGGCGGCGGCGGGUGCGAUCCGCGUAAGUGUCUCGGGGACGCCUGGCCGGCCAUCCUCGGCGCCCUGACGGCGCUGGUGAUCAUAACGCCCAUCCUUCACUGGUUGUACGCGGGCUCCGAGGACUCGGCCAAGAUCCCGGAGUACACCGUCGCCGUCGCCGCCUUCUCGGGCCUCGACCCCGACGUCGACCUCGCGCGCGCCACGCUCGACCCCGCCUUCGACCUCACCUUCCGCAUCAUGGAGCCGCGCAAGUACAGCGCCGAGUGCGUGGACCGCGGCACCACGGCGUCAGUCUCCUACCGCCGCGUCGUGCUAGCGAGCGGGCCCGUGCCAGAGUUCUGCGCGAGGAAGGAGAACGUCACGGAGGUGGGGUCCGUGAUGGCGUGGGGCAACGCCGUGCCCGUGCCGCGGUUCGCGCGGGAGCGGCUCGCCGAGGAGCUCCGGCGAGGGAACGCCACGGUGGACGUGGCCCUGCUGGGGCCGGCGGCGCCGAGGCAACUGCAGAAGGUGGUCGAGUGCACGGCCGUCUUGGGCCGCGGCGAGGCCUCGCCGACGUGCAAGGUCACGUCCCAGUAUCCGAUCUCGCCCGAGCCCGAGUACCCGCUCGGGCCACGGCCGGCGAGGAAGCUUCUUGAGUCAUGGAACGACUAUAGAUCACUACUCCUAGUUAGCUAG
Messenger RNA from Triticum turgidum subsp. durum (durum wheat), 705 nucleotides. Lineage: Eukaryota; Viridiplantae; Streptophyta; Magnoliopsida; Poales; Poaceae. The record is from the annotation of a GenBank genome assembly.